UAUUUGCCUCUUAAUUCUGGCAGGAAUGUGUUUCUGCGAAGGUCACGAUCACUCGAAACAGACUUGUUUUCAAUCUAAAUAUAAUAGAGAUGAAAAACAGUCUUCAGCGAUGUGUUUGAACAUUUUGGGAGCAAAUCGUAAAAAAUGUCCAUUUGUGUUUGCUGAUAACACGCGUUAACUUCAUAUAGUAGAGAAAAAGAAAAAACACCUGACGACACGAAAUGGACCGCUGGAGCAAAAAAGUGGCUGUUGUGACGGGCGCGAGUUCAGGAAUUGGAGCGGAAAUUGCCAAGGAUCUCGCGAGAGUCGGUGUGAUUGUUGUUGGACUGGCAAGAAGAGUGGAGAAAGUGGAAGCCCUUAAAAGUGAUCUUGGGGAGAAUGUUCGGGAAAAUCUUCAUUGCCUCAAAUGUGAUAUCAGAAGUGAAGAGGAAAUUGUGUCUGUGUUUGGGAAGAUUAUUGAACUGUUUGGCGGUGUUGAUAUUCUUAUCAACAAUGCUGGUGUCGCAGAUAAUACAUUCAAGUUGACCGAUCGCGGAAAAUCAUCUACUAUUAAUGAUAUAAUUCAAACGAAUAUUGUAGGCUUGAUCAAUUGCACAAGAGAAGCUGUGUCGUCAAUGAAGGAGCGCAACUUUCCCGGUCAAAUUGUUCACAUCAACAGUAUUCUGGGUCAUCAGUGCGUCUUUCCACCUCCUGCUCUAUCUUACAUGCACUUCAAUGUCUAUCCGGCUACAAAGUUUGCUGUGACGGCACUGACGGAACUCUACCGCCAGGAGAUGACCAGAGACAACCUGGGAAUCAAGAUCAGCAGCAUUAGUCCAACUGUGGUGGCGACGAACUUAUGUGAAGAUCUGCAGCCUGAGAACAUGACGAAUAUUCCUCAUCUUCUGCCAUCAGACGUGUCCCAAGCUGUUCUUUAUAUACUCUCAACUCCGCCUCAUGUGAAUGUCCAAGACGUGAUACUAAAAGCUGUGGGAUCGAGAAAUUAAUUGGCCCGGAAAACAAUGAUUUGUUUAAUUAAAUUCUACACGAACAGUAGAAAUAUAUUCAACUCAAGAUUCAACUCUUAUAAAUAUUUCAAUCGACGUUGGAAGAGUGUUUAAUUUUUUUUAUGAAAU
Phlebotomus argentipes is the source of this 1115-nucleotide messenger RNA. Its product is annotated as farnesol dehydrogenase-like. The record is from RefSeq and is a predicted model, not a curated record. Lineage: Eukaryota; Metazoa; Arthropoda; Insecta; Diptera; Psychodidae. Bases 222 to 986 code for a protein of 254 amino acids. The transcript has a single exon.